ACAAAUAUGGCGUCGGACGUGAUUGUGAACGGCUCCGGAAUAUCGGAUCUAGACCCAUGUAUGGAACGUCUCUUGGCCCAAUGUGAGGCUAUUCCUCGAUAUGAAAUAGCAGAGAAUCUAAAUAUGGAUUAUGAUGAUGCUGCUCUCGUCGAAGGGCGUGAAAUAUUGUUUAAAAUGGCAAUGAAAAAAUUGGACUCUAAAUGUGAGGAAAUAUACGGACCAACUUCUGCCCGGGGAUCUGAGCAAACGUUGGAGUUGAAACUAAAGAAGCGCACUGGUGACAGUAAGAAGAUAAGUGUAUGUAAUGAUAUAUAUGAACUAUACAUUUAUGUGAGAAACUUAGUGACUGAUUUUCCACGGUGUGUACUUGGAUCUUCAAGUAAAAUUCCCGAACUUGUAACCCUUUCAAGUCAAAGACAGAUCCGUCCAAAUAUCGUGAUUCAACCCUCCCUCUUGGACCUUUCUGCUAAGGUUACUGAACUUUCUAUGGAUUUACGUAAGAUGAGUUCCGAAAAUGAGAAGAUAAAGAAUGAUUUACAGAGUAAAAUAAAGAGACUGGAAUGUGAGGUUACAACACUAAAGGAAAAAGUGGGACAACUGCAAGGUAGAACAUGUACGCAUAAUCUAGCCAAUAAAGCUAACGCUUCUGUGCAGGCCGGUGUUACAAGCAAUGACUUCGAAAAUAAUUCGAUUAUUUCUGAGCCAGUAAACCCGCAAGCUUCGAAUCAAUUGGUAUUAAGGCCACGAUGUCAACAAACCAUUGUAACUAAUACUACUCAGCCCUGUCGGAUGCCAAAUGCGAACUCGCGCAUUAGAAAAACAUCUGAGGUCACUAAGACCUUGAUUGGUAAUUGUGACUCACAUUCUGUGCCCUUAUCAACACCAGAUAUAACUGCUAAUAUACCGCAAGCAGUAGGGGUCGAUUCGAACGCGAAUGAAAAACAAGAUGGCGAUAUAGCGCAAACCACAUCGGAAUCACAUGAUAGGGUUGUAAAUGAUGCAUUGCGCAACGUAGACGCUCAGCUUCUAAAUCAAGAUAAGAAUGAUCAUUUAUCUAGUGACCUCCCCGAAAAUGAUUGGUCAAAAGUGACAUCAAAACGACGGAAGAGACAUUUAACGGCACCUGCUGUCAAUACGACAGUCGUGGAAACUACGCCGAUAUCCUAUGCUAAUGUGGUCUCAAAUUCGAAACCCAAAUUAUCAACGAAUGCAAGGAAUCAGCUGAUUAACAAGGCAAAUUCUACGUUGAAACCUGCUCGCUCACUUCGAGGUGUUUCUGCUGUUAAACAUGUAACACUUUAUGUUGAGAACAUAGCAAAGGAUAGAUGCGAGUCAGAUAACGACAUCAUAUUACAAAUAAAAGACCAUGCCAC
Molecule: messenger RNA, 1373 nt
Organism: Owenia fusiformis
Lineage: Eukaryota; Metazoa; Annelida; Polychaeta; Sabellida; Oweniidae
Source: the annotation of a GenBank genome assembly